GCAAUCUGAUCGGGCUAAGAUUGGUCCGGCCCAUCUUCUCAAUCUAUAAAUAUACGAGCGCGUCCGCGAUCCGAUCUGCUUUCUUGCUUCGCGAGGGUUGUUUCCUCCGGUACGUCAACAGAGCAACCCAAGUAGAGAGAACUUGGAGUCUUUGGAACUUGGUGCUGCAGUUCAAACAUGGCAACAGGCAAAAUUAUCGGAGCUAUUGUUGCAUCCUUUGCAGUCUCAUAUGCAUGUGAUACACUGAUCUCUGAUGGAAAGAUAUUUGGCGGUACAACUCCGAAAACUGUCUCAGACAAGGAAUGGUGGGAAGCAACUGAUAAGAAGUUCCAGGCCUGGCCUCGCACUGCUGGACCACCAGUUGUGAUGAACCCCAUUAGCCGGCAGAAUUUUAUCGUCAAGUCAUCCGAAUCCUAAAGUGAAUAACACAAUGCAGGUUUUAUGGUCUAAAAUGAUUAGGUCAUUACUUGCAGGUGAUGCGCUGUUUUGAGAAAGUAUUUUAUGUUUCCAUGGAUUGAUGGAGAUGUUAUGAGCACCUAUUCUUCUUAGCUGUCAAACGAAUAUUUCCAUAAGCUGUAAUAAUUUUACGAUAUUUCCAUAAGCUGUAAUAAUUUUCAUGA
Molecule: messenger RNA, 620 nt
Organism: Musa acuminata AAA Group (dessert banana)
Lineage: Eukaryota; Viridiplantae; Streptophyta; Magnoliopsida; Zingiberales; Musaceae
Exons: 3
Coding region: 178-417 (79 amino acids)
Source: RefSeq, a predicted model, not a curated record